AUGAUUCUAGAAUAUCUCGAAGACAACGACUAUGGAAGUUCCUAUGACGACGUAGAUGCCGCCCCUAAUGAAGCCAGAUUGCCCCCUGACUUGAUCGCCGCCGCUGCCUGCUAUAUCGCUGCAAAGAACUAUGAAGAUCAUGUUGCAGAACACGGUCGACCCGAGUCACAGGAACAGGCAAAGGAGUUUGUUACCGGUCUUUCAGAUGCCUUUAUCGACCAUAUCAUAAAGAAGAAAAGCUUCGACAACACUGACGCAGCAAGGGCGAAGGAUAUAGCGAGUAACGACUUAGGCGAUGCAUUAACUGCAUCUGGAGAAUUCUGA
Messenger RNA from Aspergillus bombycis, 324 nucleotides. RefSeq names its product DUF3759 domain-containing protein. The record is from RefSeq and is a predicted model, not a curated record. The coding region runs from base 1 to 324 and encodes 107 amino acids. The transcript is spliced from 2 exons. Lineage: Eukaryota; Fungi; Ascomycota; Eurotiomycetes; Eurotiales; Aspergillaceae.